Molecule: messenger RNA, 1737 nt
Organism: Numida meleagris (helmeted guineafowl)
Lineage: Eukaryota; Metazoa; Chordata; Aves; Galliformes; Numididae
Gene: TYSND1
Product: trypsin domain containing 1
Exons: 4
Coding region: 212-1693 (493 amino acids)
Biological process (GO): regulation of fatty acid beta-oxidation; protein processing
Cellular component (GO): peroxisome
Molecular function (GO): serine-type endopeptidase activity
Source: RefSeq, a predicted model, not a curated record
UGGGGCCGGGCCGCGGGGCUGCAGGUGGCCAAUGGGCGAGUAGGGCGGUGCGGGGCCGUGCGGCCAUGGCGGUGGGGCGGUGCGUUGCUCCGCUUCGCUUUGGUUUGCGUUGAGUUGCUGCUCCGCGUUGAGUUGCUCUGCGUUGCAUCACGCUGCAUCGCGUUGCUCCGUGCCGCAUUGCUCCGCGUUGCGUCGUGCUGCCGCCCCGCAGAUGGCUGAGGACACUACCGCCGUGCCGUGGGAGCUGCCCGGCUGCGUGGUCAGCGUGUCGGACCCCUCGGAGCCGGACGUGGAGCCGAGCAGCUGCAGCGGGGCCAUCCUGUGCCGCGGCCCGGGCCUGGUGCUGUGCCCCGCUGCCGUCUUGGUGCCCUUUCUGCAGCCCGACGCGACCGCCUGGCCCCAUGGCGAUGCCCUGCCGCCCUCGGCGUUGCGGCCCGGCCUGCGCAUCUUGGUGCUGCAGGCUGCCCCGCCACCUGACGCUGUGCAGCAGUACGCGGCGUGCCCGCUGGCCCUGCUGCGCUGCGACGCCUUCGCCCGCGCGCUGCCUGGCACGCUCAGCGUGGCCGAGGAGAGCGCCGAGGCCCUGCCCUGGUUCUGCUGGCUGCGGGUGCCCGGCCUGGACACACCUGGUGGUACCUGGACACCCUGGGCCCCGGCAGCCGCGCUGCACAAGGGCACGGCCCUGCUGGCCUGCGGGACGCCCUUCGGCGCCCUCUGCCCCGAGCUCUUCCUCAAUGCGCUGAGCGCCGGUGUGCUGAGCAACGCCGCUGGGCCGCACCAUGCCCUGCUGCUCACCGACGCGCGCUGCCUGCCUGGCACCCAGGGCGGGCCCGUCCUCGCCCUCGCACCCGCAUCUGCCCCACCGCGCCUCGUGGCCAUCGUUGCUGCUUCCGCCUGCUGCCAGGGCAGCCAGGGGCUGGGGCUGGCACUGCUCUGCUCCCUGCACGCCCUCCUGCAGAGCGCCCGCGGCGCACUGUCCGAGCUCAGCAGCCUGCCUCCGCCGCUGCCACUGCCCGAGGCCCACGGCAGCCCUGCACCGCGCUGCACCGCUCUGGUGGAGAGCGGGAGCAGCUGGGGGUCGGGCACACUGGUGGCCCCACAGCUGCUGCUCACUUGUCGGCACGUGCUGCAACUGGGCGCUCCGCUGCGUGUCACCCUGCGGCACAGCACCACGCGUGACACUGUACUGCAGGCUCGCCUGGUGUUCGCCACAGCUGAGGCAUCCCCCUUUGACGUGGCAGUGCUGGAGCUGCAGGACAGCGUGCCCAGCUUUCAGCCCCCCGACCUUGCCACCACUUUCCAACCUGGGGAGGCGGUGCUGGCGCUGGGUUUCGGGGCGCUGGGCCGUGCGUGUGGCCCCUCCGUGACGGGGGGCGUGCUGUCAGCCGUGGUAGGAACCCCCCCAGUGAUGCUGCAGAGCACCUGCGCCGUGCACGCUGGCUCCAGUGGCGGCCCCCUACUCUCCGCCCGCGAUGGACGCCUGCUGGGCAUCGUGGCCAGCAACGCGCGGGACAAUGCCACGGGGACCACCUACCCGCACCUCAACUUCUGCAUCCCCAUCUCCCUGCUGCACGCACCCCUCGCCCGCUACCGCUGCAGCGGGAACCCUGCCGCCUUUGCCCCACUCAAUGCCGCCAGCCAGGGGGCACGGGCGGCCUGGCGGCUGCAGCAGCAGCCCCCCAGCAAGUUGUGAGCCCUCCCCAAAACUGGAGUGCUUCCAUAAAGGCCCUCACCCAA